UUAAAAACAUUCUGGUGUUGUUAUUUGGACGAGUUACUUGGGUUUAUCGGUAAAGCAUUUAUAUAAAGAAAUGAAAACAAUAAUAUUUAUUGUUUUUAUCGCUUUUUCGCUGGCAUCACAGGUUGAUGCGAAGACUUUUACGAGAUGCGGACUGGUCCAAGCACUUAGGAGUCAAGGAUUUGAUGAGGCCAAGAUGAGAGACUGGGUGUGCCUUGUUGAGAAUGAGAGCGGUCGCAGAACGGAUAUAGUCGGCAAGCCGAAUAAAAACGGAUCUAGAGAUUAUGGCUUAUUCCAGAUCAAUGACAAAUACUGGUGCAAUAAUACUACUAAGCCUGGAAAAGGAUGCAACAUUACUUGUUCCCAACUCUUGACCGACGAUAUCACGGUUGCCUCUAAAUGCGCCAAGAAGAUAUACAAGCGUCACCAUUUCAUGGCGUGGUAUGGAUGGCGCAACCACUGCCAAAAUAAGCCGCUGCCAGAUAUCAGUAAUUGCUAGAAUAUAUUUAUAUUACAGUAAUAAACGAAAUCUAAAUACAGCAUACUCAUUUGUUGCAGUA
Molecule: messenger RNA, 557 nt
Organism: Galleria mellonella (greater wax moth)
Lineage: Eukaryota; Metazoa; Arthropoda; Insecta; Lepidoptera; Pyralidae
Product: lysozyme-like
Exons: 3
Coding region: 71-496 (141 amino acids)
Molecular function (GO): lysozyme activity
Source: RefSeq, a predicted model, not a curated record